AAUGAUAUUCAUGUUAAAUUGUUCCCGUGACAUGAUGAUGUAAUAGGCUCUAAGGCUAUGUGAUAGAGCGCAGAAGUUACCUAAGUUUUGCAGUGUAAUCAGCUGAUAUUUUGGUGCCCGGGGAGGCCCCUUGGUGACAAGAUGUCUUAUACCUGUUUAUGUCUGAAUAUCAAGAUUUUCUGCAAGACAAAACCAAGUUUUCAACAGAAUGAGGAUUUAUGGAAGACUAAAUAUGAGUUCUUCUCACAAAAUCUGGGUCAAGCUACAGAUGCUGAAGUGAAGAAAGAACACACCUACCUUGUUCAUAAACAUGCUGUAGGGGAGUGGAUUGUGAACCGGUGCUUGAACUGUGGUGUUGAGACACACGCCACAAGACAGGGGACCAGUGUGGUGCUUCUCUCCCCCCAGCUGCAGAGUGAUCAGCAUAUUAGUGAGAGGUUAAUGCAAUCUCCAGAAUUUUCCAAAGUUUUCAACAUAGUCCUCCAUGGGCAGAGCAUUACAAUCUCUAGUCAUGACAUGCCAGACCCCUCUUCAAAAAACUAUGAAUCUCUACAAGUGGAACUGACACAUAUUCAGGACCAAGUCAACAGCUUCCUCCUACAGGAGGAGGAAGAAAUGGAGAAGAGAAUAAGGGAAUUUGAGGAGGACCAGAGAGCAAAAUUCCAGGCAUUACAAUCAAGUGUUCAGACAGAAAAGAAGAAAAUGAUUAAUCUCUUGUUGCAAGCAGAGAAGCAGAUGGAAACCUCUGUUCCAGAGAAAAAUGAGUUGCCAAACCUGUCACCUGUCAUGACAAAGUCUUCCAAGAAACCAUCAUUGACAAGAGUAAAAUCAACUCCAAACAAGCGCCUCCACUCAGUGGAUGAGUACGAGCAGACUCCAGACUCCGAUGUGAUGUUUUUGCUGGAGGAUGAAGGUCAAGGUCAAGAUGAACCUUUCUACUCAUCAGAGGAGGAGGAGGAAGAAGAAGGAACAGAUGAGAGAAAGAGCAGCAGCGUGAGUUCUAACAGGACCGGUCAUUUUCAGAAGAGACCCCUCCAGUACUCCUCCUCCGUCCCCAUUAUGGUGCCCAGGUGGGGGAUGAUGGCCAACAAAGACUCAGGGGAGGAGAGUGAUGAAGAUCCUGCGCCUUCAGACCCUGAGGAAAUGGCGGCUUCCAUGCAAGCCUUGGCCAGAAGCAUUACGAAUGACGAGAGGAUGAUCUUCGGAGACAGACCCCGACCCCGACUGAACACCGGUGACUUUCAUCAUUAAUAUGGGAAACCUUUCUCGAUAAAUUACAUUUUGUUUGUUACUGACGGGUUUAUAUACUAAUAUGAUAUUUUGACCUUUAAUGGUAUCAUUGAAAUGAUAAAUGAUAUUGGCUAGUGUUAGGUUUUUCUUUUUACUUCUGUAUUGAAAAUAUUUGUGAGUAGUUUUUAAAAAUAUCAUAAAAACUACAUGAGUUUCAAAUAUGAUUACUAUUUUAAGUGAUCUGUUGUGCAUUUACCUAAUAUUAGUUGUGGCCUUCAUUAAUGUUUUAUAUUAUGUUGGCCCGACAGCAUGCAAAAUUAGUCAUAUCAAAGCUGUACAAUGUGCUUUUUGAUUUACAAUGGUAGUCAUACACAGAAUUGUGCCACAUUUAGUAGAAGAAUCUGAGGGUGUUAAAUCUUUCAUUUUUGUGUUGAAGUAUUUUUAACCAUGAAUUGUGUAUUUUUGGCAUCAACUAUUUAUAGUAUCCCCAUUCUACUUUCAAUUCAUUUAAAUUGUGAGUGAGAUAAAGAAGGAACUCAUUUCAUAACAAUCAUCUAAUUUAUUUAAAAAAAAUUAAAAGUUAUGUGUUUUAAAACCAGCUCAGUUUUUCAACUGCUUAAUCUCCAUAUAUAACAUUUAAAACAUGCUACAAGUAAAUGAUAUAAUUUAUUGUUAAUGAUAUUGGCAGAAAAUCUGUAAAGAAUUUCAUUAGAAUAAUUUAAUAGCUUGUUUUGGAAUAACUUGUGGUAUCUCAAUCAUGAGUACCUAAAAGUAGAUACAUGUACCAGGUAGUUAGAAAAAAAAAUCACAAAAUAAUUGGAUGUUUGCUGACUUUGCCCAUCCUUUGUGACCUAGACGAUUCAAAACCAAAAUACUUUUCUUUUUCUUUCUUUAAAUAAUAGAAAUUUAAUAAAUUAAUAUAUCUACAUUAUAUUUGUUGUGUAAAUUAUUACCUUGUGGCAUUAUUGAAAGAAGUAAUUAGAAUAUAAGAAGAUUUUCCAGUUUAAUUGUACAUGUGUUUGAGUGAAGUUAUAAUCUUGAUAAAACCAGUGACUUUACUUACAUUACCAAAAGUAUUACCGGUUAUGUUUACGACUUUUUAGUCAUUAAUAUAGGGCAAAUAGCAGGGUAUCUAUUCCUAUAUGUUUUGUUCAACAUCUAAAAAUUUGGGCUGUUAUUAUUUUUUGCCAUACCAGUAUGAAUUGAACUUUGACCUUGAAAUAUGUUACUAACAGUAAUUGAAUAACACAUCUGAUUGUUUUUGUGUCAUAAAAUUAUGUAUAAAUUAUAAUUUUUGUUGAAGUGAACUUUUCAUUUAGUUUUAAUCAUUCCAUGUAAGAGAACAUGUCAUUUUAAUUUCAUUUUCCUGCGAUUGUGAUUUUAUCUCUAGGUAAUGGUUUCUUAUGAGUUGUUCCCAUAUUCAUUUUUUAGUCUUGGACAGUGGUGCAUUCAAGAUUGUGCUUGCUGUAAUAAGAACAAUCUUUUUAUUCUGAAAUAUUUGUUUUAGAAUGUGUUUGGUGCUUAUUAGUCUCAAAGGUCUGUAAAUGUCAGUCUGUUUGCCAUGUUUUAGUUGAUUAGGCCAUUCCAAGUAUUUUCUCUGUUUAGUGUCCACCAAUCUUUCAAAAACCUACCUACCUUUUCGCAAAAAACACACAAGCCAAAACAUAAAACACACGCUUAAAAGUCAUAAAAAUGACGUCCUUCAAAUGAUUGAUCUAACUAAACUGCUUUAAUAGAAGAAAUUUCUAUUCUUAAGCAAAAACAAAGGAUUAAAUGCUUACAAUAUACCUAAUAUAACUUAAUGUACAGAAUUAUUUGGAGAAAUUUACAAAAUUCAAAAGUUUCGACUAAAUUUAUCAAUUUCAGGACUCCUGUUGUUGUGUGUUUUUUCUCAUAAGGGGUGUCAAAAACCAAGGCGCACGCAGACGCUAAACAUAAAAAAAACUUGGAAUGGCCUUACAUAUUAUGAAGGAGAAGCUCUGUGCAUUGAGCUACUCGAGUGUGGGCAAGCCAAGUUGUUGUCUCACUACAAAUACAUUUAUUGAUUUUGUCUAAAUGAAUGAUAUAUGCUUAACCAUAUCACUUAUAACAAACAAAUUUCAAAAGUGACAUUCUUGUUAACCUUAUGGUUGUCCUAUUGGGUUGUGUAUGGCAGGAAAUUUUUAUCUUGUCUGAACAUAAAUUAUGCCCAGAAAAAUUCCCCAACUUUUACAUUAAGUGACCCAAGCCAAAGUUACCAAGUUGUACAGGAGAAAAUAAAUUUGUUUACUGUCUUCUGAAAUGUUACCAAUUUAGUCUGUUUAUAAAUUCCUGGCUUUUUUUUAAGAGGACAAGGUGAUAUUUUUCUAAUUAUAAUGUACUAUUAAGCAAAAAAUCUUUCUUUUUGGUCAGUUAUUAUGACACUAACCAAAUGAUUUUUUUUUUUUGGGCAGUAUUAUAUAAUCUACUGUUUGAGACUUCAUCAUCUAUGCAAGUUUUGAUUUACAAAUUGCAAUUAAGUGAUAUUGGAAUGCAACUUUAUUCACCAAAACAUUUGAUAUGAUUCCAAUAUACCUUUAAUACUGUAUUUGAUAACCUUUUUGUUUUAUUGCCGGCAAAACCAUUAUGACAAAAAUUAAAUUUUAUUGGUAUCAAAUUCGUAUUUUAAAUAGGAUUUAAUGAUUGAAAUUUCAUAAUAGUUUUACCAGUUUUGUGAUUUUAAUUACAGCUAUUCCUUGUUUUCUGUAACACCAAUAUCUCAAAUAACGGAGAUAUCUCAAACUAAGUUGGUUUGCCACUGCAUAAAUGUAUAGUGCUUUAUUUGAGAAAAAAAAAUGUUAGAAAGGAAAGCAUUAAAGACAGGUAUUUUUAUUGGGAAUAUUUUUUUUUUCUUUGUAGUUUCAGUUUCAUAUCUUUGUUAAGUGUUUCCAUAUUCAUGCUCCACAAUAUAAUGUCCUAUGACCCCAACCCUAUCAGGUUUAUCUUUUUUUGGGUCAUUAAUUGAAUAGAUGUUUUAUAUACUUGUAUAUAUUUAUCUGCUGAUGUUAAUUGAUUUUUUUUCUUUUUGGCUGUAAGUCAUUUGACCUGUUUUAAACAAGUUAAUGUAAUUUUGGUAGAACCUCUCCCACUUUUUCUCUGAGCCUUAAUGGAGUUAGAUCUAAAGUUAAUGUGGUGCCAAGACAUUUAUUUUGAAAAUUUAGAAUAAUUUGUAUUCGGUUAAGCUUGUUACAUGUCUAAUUGUACAUGUAUAAACAAACAAUGUACAGUUUCUGUUCAGGUACUGAAGAUGUGAUAAUUUUAAAUAGUGCAGAAUCUGUAAAGCUUCAAUGACAUUUGUAUUUCAAUGUUGGGAAAGGUGUGAGGAUUUUGAUUAAUGAUUAUAAAUCAAAACAGGAGACCUUUUAAUGUAUAUAAAUAUCUGAGAUGACUUUAUAAUAUUUCAGGUAUGAAUUACUGCUUAUUUGGAAAUUUACAUGUAGGGUAAUUUGCACGAAAUCUGUGAUGACUCCACCCCUCCUCAGCAAUCGGUUCUUUUAAAUGAUAAACUACAGCUAUUUCUUGUUUUAUUAAAAAAAAAAAAAUUAAAGUCGGUUUUUGGAGGAGUAUCAAAUUUCAUAAAUAUUGAAUUAUUCUCAGAUGUCCAGCUAGUCUGGAUCUUUUCUAUUUUUUUUUUCAUACAAAAAGGGUUGAUGCUUUUGAUGAAAUGAAUUAAAUGUAAAUAUGUUUGUAAAUGCAAUGUUAGCUGUUAUCACAUUUGCCCGUAGGUAGCUUAAGGUCAGAAUACAUGUUCCUUAAGUAUAUAUGUGUUGUUUCUGUUGGUAAUAUAUAAAGGGUGUUAAGAAAGUUCGUUCCACAUUUUUCUUUUAUUUUCGAAAAGAAUUACGAUGAGAAGAUAUUUACAAUUUGUGAUAUUUCAUGUUUACAGAGUCCAUUCUUGCUACUGAUAAGGUUCUAACUGUCUUUCGUUGAAUCAGUAAAGGGAGGGCAGGUAUUGAAACAGAUGAAGUCUGUUUAGAAAAAAUAGAGAUGACGCAUAUUUGUGACAUAUAUUAAGUACACAGAUCAAUACAGCCUUUCAAAUACUAUGCAAAAAUUACCAAAGCUGUGAAAAAUUUCAAAAUGACACACCUGUUCUUUUAAAAAGUGGUCUAUCGUUCUUACACCUACACUCAUCAGCUUGUCUGAUGCAAGAUAAGAUAUGAAGAAACAAAGUAAAUUAUCCUUUAUUUUCACUCAAAAUGACCAGCAUUUCUAUCAUUCGGGUGCUUUAAAGAUGUUAUAUGUAUUAUCAUAUGGAAGAAAAAUCUUAUAAUUUCUUACAUGAAAUGAAUUGCUAUGAAUCAAAAGCACACUCUUGUGAUUUUUUCAGACUUGAAAAUUCAUCUCUUUAGUUAAGCACUACUUUGAAAUUUUUGAUAGUAUUUCAUGCUGGAAUGAACUUUCUUAACACCCCUUAGAAAUAUAUUAAUGAUUAUCAUCAUCUUGCUAUUUCAACAAUGUUUUCAAAAUGUCAUAUUCAAGUUAUGCCUGGUACAUAAAAGAUAAUGACAUUGUCAACUCAAUUUCCAGUAAAGUUAUUUUGAAAUCUCCAUCCUCAGGUAUCUUGCACAAAUGUCUGGUAAGGCACCUCAAUUUUUGUGAAUAAACUUGCUAAGAUAGAUAUUGAUAUCUUAGCAAGUUUGUUCACAAAAACUGAGGUGCCUUACCAGACAUUUGUGCAAGAUACUUGAGGAUGGUGAUUCCAAAAUAACCUUACUGUAACUUGCUAUUAAAGAUAAAAAUGACUUUUGGAAAUAUAUAUAUAUUAUAAAGAACAUGUCUGACCUUUAGAUGGUGGAAUGUUUACCACUAGACACUUGGUGCUGUUUAUAGCUUCCUUUGUUAAUAGACACGAUUACUGUGUAUGCCAUAAUAAUGGAGUCUUUGUGAUGGUAAAGAGAAGAGCUAGGGUGAUACUGAAAGUACAUAAAUGUAUGCAUUCAACAGGUGAAGGGGAAAUUGUGGAUAGCAUUUCUUUCUUUUUUAAAAUCAUGUUUUAUUAAUAUGCUUUUGUGAUGUUCAAGUAAUAUGUAAAGAAUAUUACUGAUUGUCAACCUCAGAGAUUUUUUCUUUUUUAUUAAAGAAAUUCUCACUU
Saccostrea cuccullata (small rock oyster) is the source of this 6343-nucleotide messenger RNA. RefSeq lists its product as uncharacterized. Gene Ontology annotation, cellular component: cytoplasm. The coding region runs from base 142 to 1251 and encodes 369 amino acids. The record is from RefSeq and is a predicted model, not a curated record. NCBI's taxonomy places the organism in Eukaryota, Metazoa, Mollusca, Bivalvia, Ostreida, Ostreidae. Gene Ontology annotation, biological process: neurotrophin TRK receptor signaling pathway; negative regulation of TOR signaling; negative regulation of protein kinase activity. The transcript is spliced from 13 exons.